Scomber scombrus (Atlantic mackerel) is the source of this 5382-nucleotide messenger RNA. RefSeq names its product phosphatidylinositol-4,5-bisphosphate 3-kinase, catalytic subunit gamma (gene pik3cg). The coding region runs from base 1 to 3369 and encodes 1122 amino acids. Lineage: Eukaryota; Metazoa; Chordata; Actinopteri; Scombriformes; Scombridae. Gene Ontology annotation, molecular function: 1-phosphatidylinositol-3-kinase activity; 1-phosphatidylinositol-4-phosphate 3-kinase activity. The transcript is spliced from 23 exons. The record is from RefSeq and is a predicted model, not a curated record. Gene Ontology annotation, cellular component: phosphatidylinositol 3-kinase complex, class IB; plasma membrane; cytoplasm. Gene Ontology annotation, biological process: cell migration; phosphatidylinositol 3-kinase/protein kinase B signal transduction; phosphatidylinositol-mediated signaling.
AUGGACGGGCAGCAGAUCCAGGUGAGCGACGAAGAGAGAGAAGUCUUGCGAGAAGAGAGUCGUCGGAGGAGAAGAAAGAAAGCUAUCACGUCGUCCACCGGUGCCUCUAUGGAUCAGAUCAGCGUUGAGUUCGUCCUGCCUACCGUGGCGCGCGGCGGAAACAGCCCUGACACUGUGCAGCUGGAUGUCGCUGGAAACUGGACGGUGGAACAGGUGAAAGCUCAGGUGUGGUUGAAAGCAGUGACUUCAAACCUCUGUCCUGAAUUCUACCAGCGCUUUUCUCCUGACCACUGCAUCCUGCUCUACCAGAAGAAAGGCAACUUGUGCGAGAUCUACGACAAGCACCAGGUCUUCCAGACGCUGGAUUGCAUUCGCUACUGGAGAGCCCUGAAGAAAGACAUGGGGCGGAUCCAGCUGGUGCCUCGUCCACAGCCCUCAGACGAGUCCCUGCAGUACCAGCGCUACCUAAACUACUUGAUCGGCUACGAUGUGACUGAUGUCAGCAACGUGCACGAUGAUGAGCUGGAGUUUACCCGCAGGAAGCUGCUGACGCCCAGACGCAUCGAGCUGUCUGAACGCGACCCCAAACUCUACUCCAUGGACCCCUGGGUGGCCCGCAAGACGUUGCCUGAACACCUGCGCAGCAAGGUCAGUAACGGACACAUCCUGGUGGUGAUCCACAUUGGCACAGCCAGCCAGACCAUCAAGGUCUUAAUUGACGACACACCGGCACAGGUUUUGACCAGCUUCUUCACCAAGACAGCAAAUAAAAGACUUCUGCUUGGCAUCCCUGACAACAUGUGUGAGACGGACUUUGUGCUGCGUGUGUGUGGCAGGGAGGAGUACCUGUAUGGGGAGAAACCACUGCAGAAUUUCAACUGGAUCCGUCAGUGUCUGAAGAACGGCGAGGAGAUCCACCUGGUUAUGGAGAAGCCGCCUGAUCCUGACCUGAACCAGGUCAAGAAGGAGGACUGGGCACAAGUGGAUGACUGCACUGGAGUCGCAGGUACCCAUGAGCAGUUGACGAUCGAUGAGAAGGACCAUGAAAGAGUGUUCACUAUCUCCAUGUGGGACUGUAACAGGAAGUUCAGAGUGAAGGUGCUGGGUAUUGACAUCCCAUCACUGGCCAAAAUCCCAGAGUUUGUUGUCUUCAUAGAGGCCAGCAUCUUCCAUGGUCAGCAGCUUCUAGCCCAGGAGAGGACGUCCUCCAAAACCUUCAAUGAAGAAGUGUUGUGGAACUGCUGGUUGGAAUUUAACAUUAAGAUCAAGGACCUGCCUAAGGGGUCACGACUCAACCUCCAGGUGGUGUGCAGGAAGCAACCUCAGACACCAAACUCCAAGACAAGCGCCUACCAGGAUAAUUCAGCAGGAAGUGGCAGCCAUGAUGGAAAGACCAAGAGUCGCCUUCUGUAUUACGUCAACCUGCUGCUGAUCGACCACCGCUCCCUGCUCCGCCAGGGCGAGUUCAUCCUCAACAUGUGGAAAGUGCCGGAGAAGAGCGAGGACAGCAGCAGUAGCAUCAACGCGGACAAGCUCACCUCGGCCACCAACCCUGACAAGGCCUCUUCCAUGGCCAUCGCCAUUUUGCUGGACAAGUACUGCUACCCCGUGGUGCUGCCCAAGAGCCGUGACGUGAGCCGGGAUAUCGGGGCUAGCGGCGAGGAAGCUGAUGGAGGCGAGCGAGGUCAGAGAGAGAUGCCCAACCACCUGAAGAAACAGUUUGAGGCCAUUGUGGCGACUGACCCCUUGCAUCCACUCAGUCCUGAGGACAAAGAGCUGCUGUGGCACUUCAGGCAUGAGUGUAUGCGCGACCCCAGGGCCUACCCGAAGCUGCUAGGCUCGGUCAGGUGGGGGAAACAGGAAGAUGUUUUGGCAACACACCGUCUGUUGGAGCGCAGCCAUGCAUGGGACACCAGCGGUCUGGAUGUCGGUCUGGCCAUGCAGCUGCUCGACUGCCACUACUCAGACGCUCAGGUCCGCUCCAUGGCUGUCAGGAAGCUGGAGACGCUGGAGGAUGAUGACGUGCUCAGAUACCUUCUGCAGCUUGUACAGGCAGUCAAGUUUGAGCCCUAUCACGACAGCGCACUAGUCAGGUUCCUGUUGAAGAGAGCUCUGAGGAGUAUGCGCAUAGGUCAUUUUCUCUUCUGGUUCCUGCGCAGUGAGAUUGCUCAGUCCAAACAUUACCAGCAGAGGUAUGCUGUCCUACUGGAGUCCUACCUCAGAGGCUGUGGUGAAGCCAUGCUGCAGGACUUCAGGAAACAGGUGGAGAUGACUGAACAUCUUCAGAAAGUCACCAAAGAGAUCAAGGCCAUGUCUGCUGACAAGUAUGACAUCACACCACAAGUGGUGUUUCAGUUGCGUCAGAAGCUGGAGACGCUGCAGUCAUCUGGUCUGCCAGAGGGUUUUAGGGUCCCUUAUGAUCCUGGACUAAGAGCCGGAGCCCUGCUGAUCGAGCAAUGUAAAGUGAUGGCAUCUAAGAAGAAGCCGCUGUGGCUGCAGUUUAAACGGGCCGACCCCACCACUUUGUCCAAAGACCCCAUCGGCAUCAUCUUCAAGGAUGGAGAUGACCUCAGACAGGAUAUGCUUAUCCUGCAGAUUCUGCUGAUCAUGGAGUCAAUCUGGGAGACCGAAUCCCUGGAUCUCUGUCUGUUACCCUACGGCUGCAUCUCCACCGGCAACAAGAUAGGUAUGAUUGAGAUUGUAAAGGACGCCAACACCAUCGCUAACAUCCAGCAGAGCGUCGUGGGAAGCACCGGAGCUUUCAAAGAUGAAAUUCUUUGUCAGUGGCUGAGAGACAAGUGUGUCAGCGAGGAUAAGUUCCAGCAGGCUGUUGAGAGGUUUCUGUAUUCCUGUGGAGGUUACUGUGUGGCUACUUACGUCCUGGGUAUCGGUGAUCGCCACAACGACAACAUCAUGAUCACCGAAUCUGGGAAUCUUUUCCACAUCGACUUUGGUCACAUCUUGGGGAAUUACAAGAGCUUCAUGGGAAUCAGUAAGGAGUGGGUUCCCUUCGUGCUGACGCCAGACUUCCUGUAUGUCAUGGGAACAUCGGGAAAGAAAAGCAGCCCCCACUUCCAGAAGUUCCAGGAUGUGUGUGUUAAAGCUUACCUCGCACUUCGGCACCACACCAACCUCCUCAUCAUCCUCUUCUCCAUGAUGCUGAUGACCGGCAUGCCUCAGCUGACCAGCAAGGAAGACAUCGAGUACAUCCGGGAGGCGCUGACUGUCGGUCGCAGCGAGGACGAGGCACAGCGACACCUGCUGGAUCAAAUCGAGAUCUGCAGGGAGAAAGGCUGGAUGGUCCAGAUCAACUGGUUUGUUCACCUGGUGCUGGGGAUUAAGCAGGGUGUGGAAAAGCGGUCCACUUAGGACUCAGUGUAAGUUAGGAGGGAAAACAUUUUAUCUUAAGAUUCUCUUUUGUUUACUUUAUGUAAAUAAUACGGUCAAGUCUGGAAAGCUAUCGAAAUUACAGGCAGGUUGUGAACCAUUUGCACCAUUUUUCAUUAACUCCAAUACCUGCAAACAUAAAUUUUGUAUUUUAGACUACCUAGACUCUCAAAUAUGAAUAGAUGUUUUUAUGAAACCUAAUGAAAGCAUUUGAAUCACUAAAAGGAGGCGAGAUGUGACAUCAAAACCAAUCGUUUUAGAUCUAGAAAAAGACGGAUAUCACACCAGAACUACAUACAGAAGGAUCUGCAAAGAGUGAAUGACAUUGAGGAUUUUAACCUGUGAUACUACAUGUAUGCAGAUUUGUCGUCAAAGAUGCUCUGUGCUUAAUUAAAUGUAUUUAUAAUGAUUAUUUUUGGAUAGUGACGACAUCCAGAGCAGAAAAUACUCUACACGGAGGAGUGACUGUUAAAUAUAGUCUCCAUCAAACAUCAAGUUACACCCUGCUGACAGAGUUCCCUUUCAUUUUAAAAGACUUAAAUGAUUCAUUCAUUAAAUCUUAAAUGCAGAUUGCAGGUUUUCAGGUUUUAAAACGGCUAAUGUUAGAUUUUAGUUAAUAACACAUUUUAAAAUUAAAAGACAAUUUACUAUAGUAAAUCUGUUUUGUAUGAGUACGGAACUGGAUCUCUACAGUCUUUGUUAUCAUCCAUUUUCACUCAGACUACUUCCUGUUUCCAGUUCUCGCAUUCAAAGUCGUCUUCUGCUGAGGAAACACAUUUCUCAGACAUUUCCUUUUACGUUAUUGGCAUUUAAAGACAUUUAAUCAAACAUGAAGUUGAUGUCACUGUUUACAGAAUCCUUGCUGAAGUAGCGCCGCGCUGUCCCUCUAUCCUCAGAGGAGCUGUUAGAAUGAAGAAUUAAAGGAUCAGUGUGGUAAAUAGCUGAUGCCAAUUUUACAGUUACUUAAAAUAUAUAACAGUCGUGGUCAGAGAUUUGACAUAAUGUGUUAUUAUUGAAGUGUUCAAGAUGAGAGUUUUAUUAUUUAUACAUGAAGAUUUUUAUUUGCACAGAGUGUGUGACAUUUAAAUUCCAAAAAUAUAUUUAAAAAUGUUUAAUUUAACUAUGCAAAAAUUAAAAAGGUGCUACAUUGGCUUGUUGUUGACAUUUAGCGCUUGCUGGUCAGUGCUGGAGUCACGUCAGCCAAUCAGAAGUAACCACGCAGGUCAGUUCUGGCUCAGUGGGUUUGAAGAUGAAGGAUUUUUUUUUUGUCUAAUGAUUUACAGCAUUUCAAUGACAUCAUGUUGAGAGAUAAAAGCCCUCAUAAAUCUGCACAUGGAUCACUCCUUAAAAAUUUCUAUGUGAGGUGAUUACAUCUUAAUAUGCUGUUGUUGUUAUUUUCUUCAGUUUUUUUGUCUUUUUGACCAAUUCACACCUUCCAAGUUGUAGAUAAAAAGCUACAAUAAGCAAUCUGAGAUCAGUAUUUCCUUAAUCUGAUAUCACUUCUAAUCAGGAUUCCUGAAAGUGAAAUGACUGGAACAUGUUUGCUUUUCUAUGUAUCAGUAUCAUAAAAUUAAAGUUAUAUACUAUAAAUACUCCUUUGUGGUUCCUCUUUCACCUGUCAGACUUACAGCUUGUUAAUAUUUCACCGUUCAGUUCAUUAUUAUUUACAUUCCUCUUUCCUUCAUCUUCCAUCAAGUCUCUAUCUUUUAUUUAUUUUUACGUUUGUUUUUUAAGCUAGUUUUUAUUCUAACUAUUACUAAACUCUUUUCUCUUAUUAUUUUAUUUUUAAUUGUUUUAUUAUAGGUCCUAAAUCUUUUUUAUUACAUUUUUAUCAUUCUUAUUUUCUCUCAUGUUCAUUGGUCUCAAAUUGUUCCGUUUUUGUUCCUUCUCUUUAUGUUGUCCUUGUUCUGUCUUAUUAUCAGCUUGUCAAUCAACUGUGAAGCACUUUUGAACUACAUUAACCUGUGUGAAAGGUGCUAUAUAAAUAAAGUUUGA